Molecule: messenger RNA, 1055 nt
Organism: Micropterus salmoides (largemouth bass)
Lineage: Eukaryota; Metazoa; Chordata; Actinopteri; Centrarchiformes; Centrarchidae
Product: AN1-type zinc finger protein 4-like
Molecular function (GO): protein binding
Source: RefSeq, a predicted model, not a curated record
ACAGGUAUGAUGAUGUCGCCAACAAGGGGACCAAGGCGGCCAACAAGGGGACCAAGGCGACCAACAACGGUCGACAGCCUACUUCGUUCCGCGUGGAGUUUUUAGAGUUAAACGUGAUGAAAUGCUGCGUAGUUUUGAACGAAACGUUUCCUUCGACAGCUGCACCGGACGGGACCAGCCUUAAGCCCUUGAAUGUAGCCUAGCCGCCUACUAGCCAACCGCGGAGAAAGGUAGCCAUUGUUUGAGUUACUGGCUAACAUGGAAACGAAAGCUACUGCUAGCAGCGUCGGCUAAACGGGAUUCACUGCCGUUUUGUUGCAGAGGAUAAUGCUGUGGUCAUCCUGCAUAAUGUGUGAUGGUCGUGAAGCCAGUGAGCAGUCCCUGUCCCUCUCUCCCUCAUCUUCGGCCAGUCCCCCCAUUUAACGAUCUCCCUGAAGUCUCUCUCCCAACCUGCUAAGAUGACCGACAGGAAGGAGCCACCCUUCUUUAAUGACGACAGUGUGGGAGCUUUUCACUAUAAGCUCCCUUUCUAUGACACUAUGGAGCUCUUCAUAGAGACCCUUACAGGCACCUGUUUUGAGCUGCGCGUGUUGCCCUUUGAGGCUAUCAUUUCAGUCAAGGCAAAGAUCCAGAGGCUGGAAGGUAUCCCUGUUGCCCAGCAACACCUUAUCUGGAACAAUCUGGAGCUGGAUGAUGAACAUUGUCUACAUGACUAUGGCAUUGCAGAGGGCUGCACAUUGAAACUGGUCUUAGCUAUGAGGGGAGGCCCAAUUAACACCAGGAGAGUUACCAUGGAGGAUCCUGUCAAAGAGGUCGCUGACCUGAUGGAGAGCACAAAGGAGGAGGGUUGGGAGAAAAGCUUGUCCAACAAGCAGGUCACAUUUGUGGUCUAUCGUGAGGGUGACCAGUUGAACUUCUUCCGAGUGGUCGACAGGGGAGACGGCACCCUGACCCCUCUGUCUGAAUCUCUGAGUGGUGGCUCAGUGUACAAUGUUUGUGCAGAGGAGGAGGAGGAUGGAGAGGGCUCUGCAACUACGCAGCAGAGCCUUGAGAAC